Talaromyces proteolyticus is the source of this 926-nucleotide messenger RNA. Its product is annotated as transferase hexapeptide domain protein. Lineage: Eukaryota; Fungi; Ascomycota; Eurotiomycetes; Eurotiales; Trichocomaceae. Gene Ontology annotation, molecular function: dynein complex binding. Gene Ontology annotation, cellular component: dynactin complex. The coding region runs from base 36 to 743 and encodes 235 amino acids. Gene Ontology annotation, biological process: mitotic spindle organization. The record is from RefSeq and is a predicted model, not a curated record. The transcript has a single exon.
UAUUAAAGCUCCUCGACCAUAUAUGAAAUCGAGCAAUGUCAUCGUCAGCAUCCCUAAAACCACCCCCCGCGGGAUUGCCUCGACAACGCGUCGUCUCACCCUCAACCGGAACACCAGGCCCGCCGCCCCCUCCGCGCGCGCCUGUCUCGGUCCAUUCCACGACUACAGUCUCCGAAACAGCCACCUUCCACGGCACAUAUCCUAUCACAAUCGGCUCGGGCACGGUGAUCCACCCGCGUGCUCGACUAUACUCGUUUGAGGGGCCCAUACACAUCGGCGACGGGUGUGUGAUUGGCGAGAAAUGCGCCAUUGGCGACAAUGAACCAACUGCUCAGCCAGCCUCCGAUGCAGAGGGGAUAACGACGCGUCUGUCUUCAUCAGUGACGAUUGGACCCCAGACGACCAUACGUACCGGGGCAUAUAUCCGCUCAGCCGCUGCGGUUGAUGCAUUGGCGGUGGUCAAUCGGAAUGCGAUAGUGGGUUCGCAUAGCAAAGUAUGUUCGAGGUGUGAGGUACCAGAGAAAAGCACUGUUGAAGACUGGACUGUUGUGUGGGCUGCCGGGCAGGGGAUUGGACAGCGGAAAAGGAGGCGUCUUGUUGGUCCAGCUGCUGUUGUGUCUGAAAAAGACCAGCGACCGAAUGCGAAGCGAGUUGAGGAUGCCAGACUGGUCGUUCUGCACAAGGAACGUGAAGGGCUAGCGAAGAUGAUCAGUCUGUCAGCUAGUGGGGGGAAGCGACGGUGAUUUUGUGCCGUAAUUUUGAUAUGAUUCAUGAUUUACGAUUUCUUUCUGAUACCCAUACGGAGUGAAGAUAGGAGAGCUGCAGGGGGGCGCUGAUUCUAAUCUUGUGGAUAAAUGGCAUGGUAAGCCUCGUUCUAUGUAUCAUUACAGGAGUAGAAAAAAUACCACUGGAGAAUACAACUGGCC